AUGCUUUGCCUCUUUUGCAAAUUGGCGAUUGCUCAGAUUAAAUCCUUCUCGACUUCAUCAGUCGAAGAGAAGGUUGAAGUUUUGAAGAAACAAACUGAUAGUUCUGGCGAGUUGAAUAAUAAUACCCUUGUAGAAUACAACCCUGACAGCGGAAGGUGCAACCCUUUUGUAUUGGAAGGAAGAAGUGAGUGUGAGUCUGCGUCAAUUAUGGAUUUUCCAUCCAAGGGUCAGGAUAUUUUGCAUGAUAGAAGUGAAUCUACCUCAGUUAUGGAUUUUCACCAUCAGAUGAUCUUUGUGCCUAUUGGAUAUACAUUUGGAGCUUGCAUGUUUGAAAUGGAGAAAGUUAAGGUGGAAGCCCUUUAUGAUGCUGGGACUUUUGCUGGGGACAGUUCACGCCAGCCAUAUGAGAUUGAAAACGAGCAAGCGUUUCACCAGGGAAAGUACAUUGCCACCAUUGCCAACAAACUCAACGGAGCUGCUUGA
Messenger RNA from Striga hermonthica, 483 nucleotides. Lineage: Eukaryota; Viridiplantae; Streptophyta; Magnoliopsida; Lamiales; Orobanchaceae. The record is from the annotation of a GenBank genome assembly.